CUCUGUUCUCGCUCAUUUAUUUUCUAUCUCACACAACCAUGGCCGACAAUCAUCGGUGAUCAGCGAUCAGUAACCAGUCGCAGCUCAGCUCAAGCUUAAUUGUGCGGCGUCAUCAUGAAAUCGUGUGCAGCUAUGCACGGAAUUAUUUCUCUUAUUUUGCUUUUGCUGCUCCCGUACGCGAUGGGCCAGAGCCCGCCGAGCCCGGAUCCGUAUCCGUACGUCAAGUUCUCGCCCUCGAUGGCGAUAAUCAUCGUCGUUCUCAUUGCAGCUCUGUUUUUCAUGGGAUUCUUCUCUAUUUACAUCCGACAGUGCUCGGACACGCGCAACGGUACCGGAAUUGUGCGGCCUGUCACUGGAAGGUCGCGUAGGGCGGCGCGUGGGCUGGAUCCGGCGGUGAUCGAGAACCUUCCGACAUUUCCUUACUCCGAAGUGAAGGAGCUCAAGAUCGGGAAAGGAGCGCUAGAAUGCGCGGUGUGUUUGAUGGAGUUCGAAGACGACGAAACGCUGCGUUUGAUCCCCAAGUGCGACCACGUGUUCCACCAUGACUGUAUAGAUGCUUGGUUGGUCUCUCACACCACUUGUCCUGUUUGCCGCGCCAAUUUGGUUCCGGAACCGAGUGAGUCAACGCCUGAUUUACCCGAGUCAGAUUCGGAGUCAGACAUCGAAGCCCAAAACGACGCAGUUCCAGCGGAGCUGGACAGAGACGAGACACUGUUGGUGCAAAAACGACCACCGGAACCUGAAUUGAUGAAUGUGAAUCAAACUUUGAACAGGAACCGUACACGUGGAUCGAGAUCUGGUAGACCGCUUAAAUUCCCCAGGUCUCACUCGACCGGGCAUUCAUUGGUUCAACCUGGAGAAAACAUGGACCGGUUCACUCUGAAACUGCCGGCUGAUGUAAGGAAGCAGAUAAUGAAUCGCCGGCUAAACCGGGCUACGAGUCUGCUUCUGUUGCCGAGGGAAGGAAGUACGAGGAAAGGCUAUCGAAGCGGGAGUAGCAAAGGGAAAAACUUAGCGCGAUUCGAUCGGCUGGAUUCGAGAGCCAAGUCGGACCGGUGGGUGUUUAGCAUGGCACCUCCAUUUCUUACGAGAGCAUCUUCGAUCAGGUCGCAGACAAUGGCCGCUAACGGGGAGGGACCUUCGAGGCGGCUGCCGGAAAAAGAAGCGCCACUUGCUGAAACGAGCCGGCCUCCGGUUUAAGGCCAAUUUAUUUAUUUAUUUUUUUAAAUAACUUUACACGGUUUUUUAAUAUCUUCAUAUAAGUAUAUAACAGUAUGCUCCGGUCAAGUCUGUGUAUACUGUAUAAUUUUUUUUAAUUUAAUUUUGCGACUUUUGAAUAUUGAUUUGACCAUUUGGGUCAUGUGCUACUAAUGGCAACAUUAUUGCUGUUAAAUUCCAUGGAUUAAAAUUAAAGACUUUGUGAAAUUAGGCAGAA
Messenger RNA from Tripterygium wilfordii, 1435 nucleotides. Its product is annotated as E3 ubiquitin-protein ligase ATL6. The coding region runs from base 115 to 1200 and encodes 361 amino acids. Lineage: Eukaryota; Viridiplantae; Streptophyta; Magnoliopsida; Celastrales; Celastraceae. The transcript has a single exon. The record is from RefSeq and is a predicted model, not a curated record.